CGCGAAGAGAUGUUCCUGAGAAUAUUUCUGCUCAUCAUACUCCUGAUUGUCGAGGUUCGUGGAGCCUGCUAUCGGGUUCCCCAGGGAGCCUCCGGAGAACGAUCGGCAGUGGAUGAGAACUUCAAGAUCCUAAUCGAUGGCAAUCCAGCAACCUAUGUACCAGAGCAUCAGUACAAUGUUUCGCUAUCCUGUCCCAUAAACCUGAAGUUUCUGAGCUUCACCUUGGUUGUCGAGGCCGAGGAUCAGUCGAGCCUCAUUGGUGGUCAGGAUAUGAUCGGUCACUUUGAACUGCUGGGCACCACGGAAACCCGUUUCAGUUCCAGCUGUGAGAACAUGGUGGAGAACACGAAUACCAAUGCCAAGACCCACAUAGAGGUUUCCUGGAUAGCGCCACGUCAUCCCGACAGCGGUUGUGUGCUGAUCAAGGCGGGCGUGGUCCAACAUCGAGAUGUGUGGUUCCUGGACGAUGGUUUCCUGACCAAGCGCAUCUGUCCCGAGGAAAUUGACGAGCUAAACAUCCUGACGCCUUCUUUAGAGAACUGCUGCGCCUGUGAUGAAGCCAAAUAUGAGAUUGUUCUAGAGCGCAAGUGGGCCAGGAACACACAUUCCAAGGACUUUCCCGCCGAGGCUUCGAGGACACGCUUGGGAGAGCUAAUUGGUGCUUCCCAUAGCCACGGCUAUCGGUAUUGGUCCUACGGAGGAAGAGCUAGCCAGGGCCUCAGGGAGAUGGCCGAGCAUGGAGCCACCCGCACGCUGGAGAAUGAGAUCAGGGAGAACACUCAAAGUGGCGAAGUGCGGACUAUUAUCAAAGCUCCUGGCAUUGCACACCGCCUGAAUGCCUAUGGAACAACGCUGGCCAAUGCUCGUGUGGAUCCUGUGCAUCAUCAAAUCUCACUGGCCUCCAAGAUAGAGCCUUCUCCCGAUUGGAUACUGGGUGUGGCGGGACUGGAACUUUGCCUGAGCAACUGCACAUGGCUGGAAAGAAAGGUGUUGAAUCUGUAUCCCUGGGACAUUGGCACCGAUUCGGGUCCUUCUUAUAUGUCCGCAGAUCAGCCACAGGUGCCACCGGAUGUGGUACGCCGCAUAACAUCAUCCUAUCCCAGCGACGAUCGUUCGCCAUUUUACGACAAAACUGGUGCCUCAAUGAAGCCAUUGGCCACACUUUAUUUGACCCGGAAGAAGCUUUACAUCCGCGAGUGCGAAGAGGUUCCAGAGGAUGGACCCAUGGAGUGCGCUGUGCAUCCCUGGAACGAAUGGACCAACUGCAGCACGCGUUGUGGUCAGGGUUAUGCCCAUCGUCAGCGGAGCUACAAAAAUCCCAGCUUGGCCGAAAAUUUCAACUGCGAUCGUCGCUUGGAGGAGGUGCGUCAAUGCGAGGGAACCCAAUGUGGAGCAGCGGAGGAGGAACCGGAAGGUGAGGAGCCCGGCCUGGGCAUGGAGAAUCCUCCACCAGGAGGUGGCUCAUUGGCCGAAUGCCAGCUGAGCAACUGGAGCGAAUGGUCGCCCUGCUCCAAGACCUGCGGACGAGGAUCCUCCACUCGCAACCGCGACUACUACAAUCCGCAGGCCAGGCAACGUUGUUUGUCCGUCAUGCGAUUGCCGUUGGAGGAAACCAGGCAGUGCAUGGGUUCAGAUUGCGGAGGCACCAUUCCGGAUAAUGGAGAACUUGACGCUUUGCCGGAACCGGAUUUCUUUAACGAGAGAGAUCAGGGUGGUUAUGGUGGGAGAACCACAAACUGGAACAACAGACAGGAGAAUAGUAGAAAGGGUUAUGAUAGAUCUCCCUAUAAUUCCAGGGACAACUCGCAGGAGUCACCGAACUCACCCUUUGAUCAGAUAGAGAAUCAACAGCGACCUCCUUAUAAUCCAUCUGAAAACUUUAAUGGUUACGACAAGGGAUUUCCUCCCUCGAAUACCUACAGCAAUGAUAAACUAGUGGGCAAUAGACCUGGUUACAAUGACUUAAAUCAGGGCUAUAACAAUAACAACCCCUACAAUGAUUACACUACUCCUAGCUUUAGACCCGUAUUUACCACUCGCUCUCCUUUUGGUGGUCGGUAUCCCUCUAGGCAGCAGGAUGAGGAGGAAACCCCCAGCGAUAACAGUGCCAACUAUAAUGUGGUUCAAGAUUACUGCUUCGAGAAACCCUACGCAUCUACAAGACCUUGUUUAGCUAAUCCAGUAGUGGUAAGCAACUUCUGGUUCUUCGACCACGAAGAUCACGAGUGCAAGAUCUUCACCACGGAUAACUGCGAUGAGAAUAGGAACCGCUUUCGUACUCUAAUGGCCUGCGAGGGUACUUGUCUGCAGCCACAAAUGAACAUGGAGCGAUCCGAAAACGAUGCCAUGGAUCCGUACGGAACAGGAGGUUCCUAUGACCAAACGCAAACGGGAGGUAGACCUUAUGAUCAAAGUGUUGGAAGAUCGGGAGCUAGAUCGUAUGAUCAACUAGGAGGUAGGACGGGAGGAGGAAGCUAUGAUCAAAUGGGAGGUAGACCGGCAGCAGGAAGCUAUGAUCAAACUGGAGGUAGAUCUUAUGAUCAACCGAUUGGUAAGUCAUAUGAUCUUACAAGAGGAAGAUCCUAUGACCAAACAGGGGAUAGAUCCUAUAACCGAAUACAAGGUAAAUCCUACACUCAAACUGGAGGUAGAUCCUAUGACUCAACAGAUGGAGGAGCUUACGGCUCGCAAUUCGUCGAAGCAGCUGGCGAUAUUGGGGAACCAAUGUCGCAAACAAAAAGCAGAUACGAAACUUCAAGACGCGGUCGUUAUGGUUUUUAA
This is a messenger RNA of Drosophila takahashii, 2781 nucleotides long. Its product is annotated as spondin-1. Gene Ontology annotation, cellular component: extracellular matrix. Gene Ontology annotation, molecular function: serine-type endopeptidase inhibitor activity. The record is from RefSeq and is a predicted model, not a curated record. NCBI's taxonomy places the organism in Eukaryota, Metazoa, Arthropoda, Insecta, Diptera, Drosophilidae. Gene Ontology annotation, biological process: cell adhesion.